Lottia gigantea (owl limpet) is the source of this 711-nucleotide messenger RNA. RefSeq lists its product as hypothetical. The record is from RefSeq and is a predicted model, not a curated record. The coding region runs from base 1 to 711 and encodes 236 amino acids. Gene Ontology annotation, cellular component: microtubule. The transcript has a single exon. Gene Ontology annotation, biological process: microtubule cytoskeleton organization. Gene Ontology annotation, molecular function: microtubule binding; calmodulin binding. NCBI's taxonomy places the organism in Eukaryota, Metazoa, Mollusca, Gastropoda, Lottiidae.
AUGAUAAUAUUCCUCUAUUAUAAAAUUAUAAAACAAGGUUUCCUUAACUUUUUAUUAUGUAACAGUGAAAUUAGGGUUGGGUCAUUGAUAUCCAAGCCUGUCGUUGGGUUGGGGUCAUUGAUAUCCAGGCCUGUCAUUAGGGUGGGGUCAUUGAUAUCCAGGCCUGUCAUUAUGGUGGGGUCAUUGAUAUCCAGGCCUGUCAUUAGGGUGGGGUCAUUGAUAUCCAGGCCUGUCAUUAGGGUGGGUUCAUUGAUAUCCAGGCCUGUCAUUAGGGUGGGGUCAUUGAUAUCCAGGCCUGUCAUUAGGGUGGGGUCAUUGAUAUCCAGGCCUGUCAUUAGGGUAGGGUCAUUGAUAUCCAGGCCUGUCAUUAGGGUGGGGUCAUUGAUAUCCAGGCCUGUCAUUAUGGUGGGGUCAUUGAUAUCCAGGCCUGUCAUUAGGGUGGGGUCAUUGAUAUCCAGGCCUGUUAUUAGGGUGGAGUCAUUGAUAUCCAGGCAUGUCAUUAGGGUGGGGUCAUUGAUAUCCAGGCCUGUCAUUAGGGUGGGGUCAUUGAUAUCCAGGACUGUCAUUAGGGUUGGGUCAUUGAUAUCCAAGCCUGUCGUUGGGGUGGGGUCAUUGAUAUCCAGGCCUGUCGUUAGGGUGGGGUCAUUGAUAUCCAGGCCUGUCGUUAGGGUGGGGUCAUUGAUAUCCAGGCCUGUCAUUAGGAUGGGGUAA